CAUUAUUCGUCAGUCAUCAUAUGAAGAAUUCUAGUCAGGAGAGUCAGCGUGAACUUAAAUACCGACGUGGGAGCAUCAUAAUGGAAAGGGUACGGGAGCUUUCUCGUCUCCGGUGACAUUUUCCCCUCAAAUUUCGAAUCGACUUGGUCAUUCCAAGUUCCGCAGCGGUUUCCAACGGACUAUUUGACGGAAGAGCAGUCGAAAGAAAGCAAAUGGGUCCGAGGGCUUGCACCGCAUGUGCAAAAGCCAAGACGAGGUGUAUUGCGUGCGGCAAUCCCAACAAGUGUGAGCGAUGUGAACGCUUAAAUAAGUCAUGCUCAAAGCAGACUCCCGCGCCGCCAAGGCUUCGGAAGGGUCGAAAGAUGACGAGAGUUGUGGAGCUGGAGAAGAAAUUGGCCGAUCUCAGUUCUCAGUUGGAGAUAUCGAAUCUUCAUCUGCCAGACCUGGGAAAGCCUAUCCUGAGGAACCCUGGCAGUGUGAAAGAGAAUUCGGACAGGGAGAAGGAUAAACCGGAGAAAGACAGCCAGGGUCAGACUGAAUAUAUGAAGAGGAUAAAAGCAUACUGCUUCUUCAACCACAUGUUUCCCGAUUACAGAGUCGCGGAGGGUGGUCAUGAUUCCUCUGGGCUUAACUUCAAUGCCAUGGGCGACUGGGCAGAAAUGGCCCCACGUUUUCCUGCUGGAAGGCCUAUAGCCAACGAACCGCCUUCAAGUAAUUGGCCUCAAGGCGCCGAGGCCUGCACCCUUCUGAGCGAGUAUAAGGAUAAGCUUAUGCAUAUCUUUCCAUUCGUCAUCGUGCCACAUGACUUGACAGCAGCGCAGCUCCAAUGGAAGCGACUGUUCUUGUGGAAGGCCGUCAUGGUCGAGGCUUGCCAUCUGGAUGGGAAACGUCAGCUCGAGCUCGGUACAGAGUUGCUGAGGGAGCUCAGCGAAGCGGCCUUCACGAGACCUCAUAAGAGCGUUGAUUUGCUCCAGGGCUUGUUGUUGUAUCUUGCUUGGUUUCAUUAUGCUCUGAACAGUUUCCAAGUGACGAAUCUGCCAUUCUUGGCUAGGUCUCUUUGCGUCAACCUAGGCUUCAACGACAAUCAGAUCGCCACCAGACAAGCGGAACAUGGUUCUGCAUGCUUGGAACACAUGCGAGCAUUUGCCGGUACAUACCACCUGGUGACCAAUGUUUUCACCACAGGCAAGAGACCCGGUGCUCUAAUGAGCGCGGCCUACAUCGAGGUCAUUUGUCGCAUGAUCGAGCAGAAGUCAGAAUAUCCCACCGAUGAGCUCCUCGUACGGCUGGUCAAGAUCCAGCAAAUUGCGCAGUCAAUCACCACAACAUUCUCAAUAAAUCACAACUUCCAGAACCCGCCGUCUUCCGUCCUCCCUCUACUCGUGGUGGUGAGGAGCUUUCAGGAGCAGAUUGACGCCUACAAGGCACCCUUGCCAACUUACCUCCAAGACAACAACCUCAUGUCCCAUGUCCGCAUCGCUGAGCUCUUCCUGUACGGAGUCGCACUGCAAGACACACAAGAACUUGGCCCCGGCAACCUGCAAUUCAACGACUGCCUCGAGCUCCUCUGGACUCUGUUAGGAGUCACCAAAGCUUUCCUAGCACUGCGCUUCGCGAGACCCGUCACUGAGGUUCCUCGCUUUAUCUGUAUCUCCUCCUUCGACUGCAUGUACGCUUUCAUGACCUGUCUUAAAUUGUACAACCUCGAAGCCCCCGGUUGGGACUUGAACCUGGUGAGGCAGGACCUCUCGCUGGGCGGUCUGAUGGAUAGACUGUCUCAUGACAUGGAGCUCGUCUGCGAUAGGCGCAAGAUCCGGCAGACCCGAGGUGGGCGGCAAACACAGGGAUUGCUGCCGGACCAAGACCCGUUUCAGAGGCUGACCUCAAUGCUCAAGGGGAUUAAGGCCGUGUUGGAUUCUUCGGCGGUGCAGAUGACGGGAAUUACUGGGGGCGGCAAUUUUGGGGCGACGCAGAUGGCGAGGCCGCCAGCGGCCGUGAAUGCCAUGCAGCAGCAGAAUCUGGAUCUUGGGGCAGCGCUUAGUCCUAACAUUUGGCAGGAGGUCUUCAAUGAUAAUGUGUGGAAUAUGAACGAUUGGGGUAGUCAGAGGUUUAGUCUUCUCAGCUUUCCUGCCGAGUCAUAGAUGGGAAACCUGGAUUGCAUAUCAUUAGGAGGCACGUUACUGCCGCCGCAUUUAGUUGCAAUGAUUUCCCGAGCAUCUAGAGGACAAAUAAUAUAAGCUAGCCUGAUAUUCCAGUGAAAUAAACCGGC
Molecule: messenger RNA, 2269 nt
Organism: Pseudomassariella vexata
Lineage: Eukaryota; Fungi; Ascomycota; Sordariomycetes; Amphisphaeriales; Pseudomassariaceae
Exons: 5
Coding region: 213-2141 (642 amino acids)
Biological process (GO): regulation of DNA-templated transcription
Cellular component (GO): nucleus
Molecular function (GO): transcription cis-regulatory region binding; zinc ion binding; DNA-binding transcription factor activity, RNA polymerase II-specific
Source: RefSeq, a predicted model, not a curated record